AUGAGAGCCCCAGCAGCCAACCAGACCUUUGACGAGGCGAUCAAGGUAACCCCGGUGGAUCCUUAUCGAUACUCAGCUGUUUUACGAGAUGACUGGUGCAUCGGGACUGUGCCCCACGGGGGAUAUACCACGGCGGUUCUGUACCAAUUGGCAAUCACGCAUUUCGCAUACACACAUCCGACCAGGUACAAGGAGGCGGCCACGCCCAUCUCCAUGCAGCUUGCGUUCCUGCGCCGCACGGCCGCCGGCCCGGCCUUGCUGAAAGUGCAGGAUACAAAGCUCGGAGCGCGCACCAGCACGAUCCACGUGGCGCUGCUGCAGCCCAGUGAGAAGAAUAAGGAUAAGAAGCGAAACACAACCUUGACGGCUAAGUCGUCGCCGUCAUCCUGGGACGACGAAGAUCUCGAGAUCAAAGUCGCCGGUUACAUCACGGUGAGCCCGCCCUCGGCCGAAGUGGGCAUGUCCGCGCCCACCAAAUGGACGCUCCUGCCGGCUGCGAUCCCCGGCUCUGGACCGGAGGGCCGCGUGGAUCUACAGGCGCUAGGGACGAGCGGCCGAGACGAGCAGUGGGUUCGGCUCGCGGCGCCGUUCCCGCUGUUUCGGCGUGCGACGCAGCAUGUGGAGUUCUUCGGGCCUGAUCCGGCGCUGGGGAAGCCACGGGUUGUCGACCAGUGGGCGCGGUUUCGGCCUGGGGGGAACACUCAAGGUCGGUGGACGGAUGAGGCGGUGGCGUUCCUGGCGGAUAUGUUCCCGAUGGUGCUGGAUGGGUUUGACACGGCGGCGACGGAGGGUGGCGGAGAAGCGAAGGACACUGCGACGCAGAAGGGACCACAGGCCCGGUAUUGGUAUCCGACGGUGACGCUCAACAUCGACUUUAAGAAGCGGUUACCGGCGGACGGGGUGGAGUGGCUGUACAGCCGCGUGCAGACACGGUCGGUGCGCAAUGGCCGGAUGGACCUGGAUGUGACUGUGCUGGAUGCGCAGGGAGAAGUUGUGGCGCUGAGCAACCAGGUGGGACUGAUAGUGGACGCGAGCCGGAACAUUGGGGAGCGCAAGUCGAAGAUGUAG
Messenger RNA from Aspergillus clavatus NRRL 1, 1068 nucleotides. RefSeq names its product thioesterase family protein. The transcript has 2 exons. The coding region runs from base 1 to 1068 and encodes 355 amino acids. NCBI's taxonomy places the organism in Eukaryota, Fungi, Ascomycota, Eurotiomycetes, Eurotiales, Aspergillaceae. The record is from RefSeq and is a predicted model, not a curated record.